This is a messenger RNA of Manduca sexta (tobacco hornworm), 4605 nucleotides long. RefSeq names its product CD151 antigen. Gene Ontology annotation, cellular component: membrane. Lineage: Eukaryota; Metazoa; Arthropoda; Insecta; Lepidoptera; Sphingidae. The transcript has 8 exons. The record is from RefSeq and is a predicted model, not a curated record. Bases 355 to 1155 code for a protein of 266 amino acids.
GCGGUAACGCUGUAUGGGAAAGAACGUGUUUCUGUACAGUUAUUCGACUCGUAUGCGAUCUUUUUCGCGCAAAUUUCGAAAACAAUUGUGUAUGUUUGAAUGAAUUUUGAUUACAGUUCGAAUAAACUGAUAUUUAAUUGUGUAAAUAACGUGUUUUAGUGGUAUUCUUAAAACUGGAUUGUUAGUGAUAAAUUUUUCUUACCUAAGGUAAUUCAACUUGUAUAAUUAAAUUAUCAAGUUCAACGACGCGGGUAACAGAUAACCAAACCGAAAAUUCAGGUUAAUUGAAGAUUGCAAGCAUGAGUUGUCGAAGGUGAAACUGAGCAAACUACCACUGUUGGAUAACAUAUUAAUAUGGCAGAAGAAAAAAAGAAAGAUGGAAGUGCACUGUUAGCAAAGAAGAAAAAAGUAAAGCCAAGGAAAUCAAGAGAUGCGGACUGCUGCAGCGUCAAUUUUCUUAAAUGCGUUCUACAUAUCUUCAAUGUGGUGUUUUUGUUUGCAGGUGCGGGCGUACUCGGAGUCGGGGCGUGGACGGUAGCAUAUCGACACAGAUACGUGACGUUACUGCCUACCCCGACCUACCCUGCUAUCGCGUAUCUCUUGAUCAUAGCAGGGGCGAUUGGGGUGCCCCUGUCCGCCCUCGGAUGCUGCGGACUCAAGACUGAGAAUAGAACCAGCUUGUUAUGUUACACAUACUUCCUGUUGAUAUCGUUUAUCCUGGAGGCGGGGGCGGGCGGGCUGGCCUACUACUACGAGGUGGCGGUGGAGGAUGAACUCCACGCGGAACUGAACGACACCUUCCUCACCAACUACGCGCUUGACAACGCAGUCACAAACGCCGUGGACAGCAUGCAGACAGAGUUCAAAUGCUGCGGUGCGCUCCGGUAUGAAGACUGGCGUAAAAGUCGCUGGCACGAACACGACCCUCGGCUGUUGGUGCCCGACUCGUGCUGCAAGACCAUCACACUGCGCUGCGGGACCAGGGACCAUCCAUCCAACAUUUACUAUCAUGGCUGCAUACGACAAUUCACCAACCACAUACGAGACCACCUCAUAAUCCUGGCCGCAGUCGGCGUCGGGAUGUCGGUCAUACCCAUCUUCGGUUUCCUAUUCUCAUGCGUGCUGUACGUGAAGAUAAAGCACGUGAUAGACUGACCUCGGCCCGCGGCGUCCAAUACCCGCAAGGUGUUCGACAAGGGCUCGGCGACGGAGCUGCCGCGGGCGCGGGGGCCGGGGGCGCGGGCCCACGCCGCGCGGGGGGCGGGGGGCACGGCGCCCGUCACGUCACGGCACAAGCGCAGCCUGCGCCGGCCCUGCCCGCUGCACCCGCGCGACGCCCCCGCCACUAUAUCAACCAUCAGUGACAAUGUUAGCAUAUAGAUUGGCGUUUAGUCAUUAGUGUUUACGAGCUGUUGCGAUUCUUAUAUACAGGGUGGUUCUGAAAGUGGGUAUGAUUGGGAAGCUAUAUACGAAAGCUAAAAUUUUACAAAAUUUCCCUUUACUGGUAGAUUUCAAAUCGGUCUAGCUGUAUAUGGCUUUAAUGUUAGAUCCACUUUUGGUAGCAUCCUGUAGACGUAAAAUAACCUCAAUAUUCGUGAAAACAAAGCCAAUCGUUCGUUUGAAAUUAUAAAAAAAAGUGCAUUAAGGACUUGGCAGAUGGUUUUCUUAAUCGUUUGUCGAUAACCAAUUAUGUCGAUCGUGUGUAACAAGUCACAUAAAAUGGGGACGUACAUAAGGUCGCUAUUUAUAUAUAAAAAAAAAGACCGCAUUAGUAACCAACGAAUAUCACUAUGAAUCUCGUUAAAUUAGCGUCGGCGUAAUUUCAUUUAAUGUGUUCAUCGAAUGUUGCAUUAUUGUAUAGAUUUUAAUAAUGUUCCAUUGUAACAUGAGUAGCAACCGUGACCGAAUUUAUAUCGAAAAUGUAUCUAAGACAUUUGGAAAUAAUUAAACGUUACUGUAAAUUUGUAGGAUACGAUGGGGUCAUUUGUGAUUUCUUUUUAUUUCAACUGUAAAUUUAUUCGUCAAAUUAUAAUCAAUCAUGGCUAAAUAUUUUAAACAAUGAAUCUUUCUGUGUUUAUUUCAAAUAUUUCAACUGUAAUUUUAUUCGGCAGAUUGUCGAUCAUAGUUUACCCUCUUAUUCAUAGACGUUUUUUAUCUAAGGACGGAGUAAAGCUGUGAUAACAAGUCUGUUUCUCAGUGCUGACGGCAUGGCAGCCUUCGCAGUGCGUAGCGAUAGGGCCGUUGUGAUUGGCUAAUGUUGUUGUAUCUCAAUAUUUUUAAAUAUUUCAACUACUUAUAAUUUUAUUCAUCCAAUUGUCGAUCAUGGCUAAAUGUUUUAAACAGUGAAAUGACUCCAAUAAGUAUAUGGUGCUAUAGAUAUUUUUUUAGCUGUACAGAAGUUAAUACAUAGAAAAAAGUUACAAUUGGCGUAAAUUCAAACAAUCUGUACAGAAGUGUCAAUAAAUUGAAAAAAAAAAGUUUGUUCCAUUACAUAGUCUCUAAAAUAUAAAGUAGUAUAGUUAUUUUUAUUACACGCACUGAAUAACGAAGAAAUUUUAUUUAGUAAAUUAUUUUAUACAAAAACAGUACUCAUCUGUCAAAAUAGAGUCUAGAAUGAUUAAAAAAUAAUGUUUAAAAAGUGGGCGCCCAGCAGUAUGUGGCUGUCUCUCUCGCACAAUCGCACUGUAAUAACGGUGACGUCACAGAAUAAGUUGUACAUCUUUUCCUAUUUAUCGCUUAGACCCGUCACCAGAUUUUAAAUAUAUUUUAUAUUUUUUAAAAUAACUUAUAAAAAAACAAUAAUUUAAAAUUCGAUACAUGAUAUUGCUGUUAUACUUUAAUGUCAGUGCGUGUACUAUGAUUACAAUAAUUUAGUUUUAAUUAUAUUAAACUAUAUUUUGUAAAAACUUAGAUAACUAAUCCGUAUUUAACCAAAUAUUUAAAUGUAAGGAUGAAAUGUGCCUUAUACAUAAUAAGAUAGUAAAUGUCUAUAUCUAUAGAAAUCCAGAUGAGUGCAUGUAUCAAUAUAAUAUAAACUAUCGUGUUGAUUAACAGACUAAACCAUAUUUUUAUUCUAAAUCGUUGUUUUUUAUUGUUUUAUUGUUUACAACUGCACAAGACAAAAUAAAUACCUUUGUAUUUUUAUUUAUGCUGUCAUUUAUUUUUAUAAAUGCUUUGAGUACAAACAUGUUUUACUGACGGGUACUUAAUGCUUUUAUAUUAUUGCUAUCUCUUAAUUUAAUUUUAAAUUACGUUAAGUUUUUUUACGUAACUUUUUAUUUACUGGCAAUAUAUUCAAACUCAAUCAUUUUUAUUGCACGGGUUAUACUUAAUGAUUUCUUAUAUUUACGCGAAUGUUAGACAUUGAAAUUAAACUAAUUAUAUUUGCAAUUUUCGCGUUAUACUUGCAAUUUUCGCGUAAUGUAUAUCUAGUUUUCAAGAUCAACAUUACCGUAUUUUAGAAUUGCUACCCAUAACUCUGCAAGUUUCAAAAAUAAUAAUUCCCCAUAUAAGUUCAAUUGUUUUUACAAACUAGUAUACUUCGUGGUUCUGAAACAGCGCCUCACUUUACUUACACAUAAUAGCUCGUAUUCACAAACGUUACUUACCUAAGUACGGAGCAAUGCUAUGAUAAGUUUGUUUCUCAGUGCUUCCGGCCUGACUGUGAUUGGCUAAUACUGAAAUACAAUUUUACUUUAGGAAACGUGAGUAAAACCGUGUUAUUUUCGAAUACUAAUUUAAUAUGUCUCGCGUAAGUUUUAACAAUUUUACUUUUUACCGAAGUAAUGUGACUACCUCGGUGGUGUAGUUGUUAUGUGUACAUUGUACGAGUGCGACUAUGGUGCUGAAGUCCUGGAUUUGAAUCCCGGGUCGGGCCAUAAAUAACUGUGACUGGGUUUUUCCAUCUUAAAAAUUACCCAGUCGCAGCUCUGAGUCAGGAAGUUGGCGGUGUGAUACCUACAUACCUCGGAAAGCAUGUAAAACCGUUGGCCCUGUGCCUAUUCUCUCUCCGUUCAUGUCGGAUUGCCGUCUCACCGGAUUAUGAGAGUGAAGAAACAGAGUGCACCUGUGUAUUGCUCACACACUUAUGCACUAUAAUAUCUCCUGCGUACCUGACUGAUCUCCGCUGAGACUGGCCCCCGUGACCGAAAUUCGGCUAGGAGGGAUCCAUUCAAUGUUUGUGAAAACGAGCCCAAUUCAGUUAUAAUUCAUUAUUACAUUGUACCUAUUUGUCUUUCGCAUUUGUUAUCUAUUGAACUAAUACUAAUUGCUUUUUUAUUAUGCAUCCAAUUAUUCAUUUUUAAAACCUAAGGACAAAUCACCACUAAUAUCUGCUUACAUUGAAUCUCACGCAUAUCUGAAAAGUACAAUUAAAAACAAAAGUCAUAUUAUUUUAGGGACUGUAAUAAAAUAUCGAAUGUCGGAGAAGUUACAAGAGAUCCGAAUUUUAUUACGAAAUAUGGAAUUGAACAUUGGACUUUUCUUAUUAAUUGUACUCCACAACGCAUAAGCUAAAACCAAAGCGAAUGUCAACCAUUUCAAUACGUGUACUGUUGAAUUUGUCUUAGAUUUAUAAUUCUUGUUAUUUAAUACAAAUUAACAAAA